GCUGGCCCAGUGCUUUUCUGCCGCCGGGGAUCUCUGUCGACCUGCCUUCGGAACCAGUGCAUCGCCUUGCCAGGCAGUGAGAAGAAGCUAUCGUUGGUUGGAGGGUGACACUCAGUGGGACCAGGCGGGAAACAAGAGGGCGUCAGAUUGCCGGUCGGUCCAACCAGCAGCACCCGGACUUGAUUGUUGUGUCACUGCACCGAUCGGUUUGACCGUGCUCUGGGCGGAAGUGUUUUGACGCAGGACACUUUAGUCGAUUACGAUCAUAAUCCGUCGAGAGCAUCGGGUUCGACUGCAGGUCUAGGAGGAGGAAAGCGUCCACCUCAAUUGCUAUCAGGACGGCUGUGGUGGCUGCUGGAUGUAGGAUCAGGACUCCGUCGUCGAAAUUCUUGGCAUUUGUUCACGUAGUAGCCGGCAUUACGGCGGAUUACGUAUCUUGGCUGAUGCCAGAGUUCGACUCGGCUGAAAGUUGGGUGGUCGCAGUCGCCUCAGACUCUGCCAGCUGUAAGGGCCAUCAGAAACGUGAAGUGGGGACCACCAAGGGGCCCAACAAUAUCUGGGAUCCUUUCACAUCAGAUACGUGAAAAGUGGGACUAAAGGAGAAACUGGGACUAAGGAGAUCCUUGGAUCCGUGAACCCUCUUUCCUCCUGGUAGCAGGCUUCGUCCCUUCCAUAGGCUUUCUCCCUGAUAAUUGGGGCUUCCACGACCUUGACCGUUGUCUUUUGCUGUCGAAGUUGGCGGUCCGGGACUUGCGCGGCACAGCUUGUGUGCCUUUUCUUGUUGCCAGCCUGCCAUUUUGUAGCGGUCACAACUUUUCAGAGGCUUUCGAAGAUGAGUUCAGCGAUGGUUGAGACUCCGUCGGCCAAUGCGGCGGCGGCUGCGCCUCUUCCUGAAGACGAUUUGACUAAGGAGGAGGAGGCUGUCGUGCAACCCAUCCUCCAAGCUCAGCCGCAGGCUCCCGGUUUCUUUCAGCGAAUCGAAGAGGAGGCCACAGCUAUGGGGCUGAAGAUCCAGGAGACGUGGCAGAAGGGUGUGGUCGAGAAGUUGAAGAAACCGAAGAAGCCGCAGAAGGAUGAGGGGGAGGAGAAGGACAAGGACAAGGAGAAGGAGGAGAACAGUGAAACACAGGAGGUGAAAGCUCCUGGCUUUUUCCAGAGAAUGGAGGAAGAGGUUCUUGCAGUGAGGCAGAAGGUUCAAGAAAAGAUAGCUGAACUUCGCAAUCGUCGCAACAGUGACGAGAAAGCGAAGGCCGUGCAGGUGGAGGCGGCAGACGACCAGGCAGAAGCUGCAGAGGCGAAGACGAAGGACGCUGCAAAGGCGACGAGCGAGUCGGUGGACAGCGUGUCAGCAGAAGGGGAGAGGCCCACACAGGCUGUGAGUGAAUCUCCAAAGGCUGAAGAAGCAAAGGGAGAGGAGCAGCAGCAGCAUAAAGAGUAGGAUGUCAUGGGGAAUGUCGGCAGUGUUGCAGCAGAAGGGGACAGGCCUGUGGAAGCUUGGUUGAGUGAAAAUCUCUAGGGACUGAAGAAGAAUUAAAAGGGGGAGAGGAGGGGCAGCAGAAAAAUUGUAGGGUGUCAUGGGGAAUGUGGGCAGUGUUGCAGCAGACAGGCCUGUGGAAGCUUGUGUGAGUGAAAAUCUCUAGGGACUGAAGAAGAGUUAAAAGGGGGAGAGGAGGGGCAGCAGAAAAAGAGUAAGGAUGUCAUGGGGAAUGUCGCGGCAACAAUGCUCAAGCUUGGUGUUAGUUAUACUAGGAAGUGUUAAUAAGGCUGGCCUCUUGCAGUGUGCUUUUUUUUUUAGGUGAACUUCAAUAAGCAGCUGCAUACCAAAGGCCAGAUAUUCUGUGAUGUGGGCAGCUGUGUCUGUCGGCUGUGUGGGCAUUGGAACAAGUUAUGUAGAUUGUGUUUGUAUCUCUGAGUGGGAUUUACAGACUGAGUGUGCUUCCUGCGACCAGUACACCCAGGCCUGGAGGCGCUACACUGCACGCCAAGCCAAGCUUUUCUGAACCGCCCGAGCACCACACUUCUUUUUCUUUUUUUUCCUUUUUUGGUUGGCGCCGUCAGUGAUCGUGGUCAACCGAUCCGCCCGUGGUUGUGGUCGGGGGGGGGUAGCUCCAAGCCUCGAAAAAUUCGGAGCCCGCAACUUGCUAUUUUUUCCACUACGAGGCGGGGGGCGUGUAUUUGCAGUUUAAACCGCCCACCAGUACACCCGGGCGUGGUGGCCUUCCACUGCGUGCCAAGCUUUUUUUGGGAACCGGCAGGGGUGAACUUUUUUUUCUUUUUUGGCCUGGCGCCGCCAGCCGUUGUGGUCCGGUAGCCCUGAGCCCUAGAGUUUUUCGCAGUCGGUGGAAGAUUUCUCCCUAAGGCUGAGGCCGUGUACUGGCGGUUUUGAGGUGGGCAAAUAAGAAGCUAUGCAUACCAAGUGCCUGGAUGUGCUGUGAUCUGCACAGCUGUGUCCUGUCUGUGCGGGUAUUGGAAGAAGUUUUGUAGAUGGUGUUCGUCUCUGUGAAGGAAUGCGAGCACGAAGGCUUUUUUCAACUGAGCUCUGGACAUGAUUGCGGUCAGAUUCAUCCAGGUUGGGCUGUAACUGCGGUCAGAAAACGAUUAGGAAAGUGCCAGUGUGAGUAUAUGCCCUUGAGCCGCUUCGAGGAUCCGAAGCAGUUGUGGCUCUGAGGCAUGGGCUUUGUGUGAAAAUUGUCCCCCUUUGGAAUGAAGACUGAGAAAGGUCACACUCACUGUUUGCCUGCAAGAGGAGGGAAGGGAAGGGAGACCCUCCUUGAACUGUCGCGCGCACCCAAACAGAGCUGGUGGAUGUAUGAUUCUCAGAGUUAUUGCCCUGUUCAGAAGAAACCAUUCACCGGUGCCAGGCGACGGGUGGUGACGGGUUGGGUUGUCCACGGACCGGGCUUACCACAUGCAGAAAAG
Messenger RNA from Chara braunii, 2919 nucleotides. NCBI's taxonomy places the organism in Eukaryota, Viridiplantae, Streptophyta, Charophyceae, Charales, Characeae. The record is from the annotation of a GenBank genome assembly.